Messenger RNA from Lepus europaeus (European hare), 2406 nucleotides. It is a transcript of the gene NEK6, whose product is annotated as NIMA related kinase 6. Gene Ontology annotation, molecular function: ATP binding; protein kinase activity. The record is from RefSeq and is a predicted model, not a curated record. The transcript is spliced from 10 exons. NCBI's taxonomy places the organism in Eukaryota, Metazoa, Chordata, Mammalia, Lagomorpha, Leporidae. Gene Ontology annotation, biological process: protein phosphorylation. Bases 78 to 1019 code for a protein of 313 amino acids.
GCUCCGCGCGCCGGCCCUCCCGCGGCAGCCGAGCCCGCCCGCGCGCCGCCCGUGCCCGUGGGAGGCUGGCAUGCAGGAUGGCAGGACAGCCCAGCCACCUGCCCCAUGGAGGGAGCGCCAACAACCUCUGCCACACCCCAGGGCCCGCACACCCUCCCGACACACAGAGGCACCCCAGCACCCUGUCCUUUCGCUGCUCGCUGGCGGACUUCCAGAUCGAGAAGAAGAUAGGCCGCGGGCAGUUCAGCGAGGUGUACAAGGCCACCUGCCUGCUGGACAGGAAGACGGUGGCCCUGAAGAAGGUGCAGAUCUUUGAGAUGAUGGACGCCAAGGCCAGGCAGGACUGCGUCAAGGAGAUCGGCCUGCUGAAACAACUGAACCACCCGAACAUCAUCAAGUACCUGGACUCGUUCAUCGAGGACAACGAGCUGAACAUCGUGCUGGAGCUGGCCGACGCCGGGGACCUCUCGCAGAUGAUCAAGUACUUCAAGAGGCAGAAGCGGCUCAUCCCGGAGCGCACGGUGUGGAAGUACUUCGUGCAGCUCUGCAGCGCCGUGGAGCACAUGCACUCGCGCCGCGUGAUGCACCGGGACAUCAAGCCCGCCAACGUGUUCAUCACGGCCACGGGCGUCGUGAAGCUCGGAGACCUUGGUCUGGGCCGCUUCUUCAGCUCCGAGACCACGGCGGCACACUCCCUAGUGGGGACGCCGUACUACAUGUCGCCGGAGAGGAUCCACGAGAACGGCUACAACUUCAAGUCUGACAUCUGGUCCCUGGGCUGCUUGCUGUACGAGAUGGCCGCUCUGCAGAGCCCCUUCUACGGCGAUAAGAUGAACCUCUUCUCUCUGUGCCAGAAGAUCGAGCAGUGCGACUACCCGCCCCUCCCCGGCGAGCACUACUCGGAGAAGUUACGGGAACUGGUCAGCAUGUGCAUCUAUCCUGACCCGGACCAGAGACCGGACAUCGGCUACGUGCACCAGGUUGCCAAGCAGAUGCAUGUCUGGACGUCCAGCACCUGAACGUGGACAUGCCUGCCUCAUCGAAAGCCAACACCACUUUGCCUUACUUGAGACUUCUCUCCAAGCGGCCCCCGUAGCCUAGAACAGCCAAGACCAGAGUGCAGCAGGUCCCCGGGGCAGCUGCGCGCUGCAGACGCUGGGGCAGGGGCGCCGGUCACCGCACGGCGCCGGUCACGUGGAGUCCUUUCCUUCUUCUGUUGCAGACACUCUUCAGCUGGGUUGGUGACAAGGGCAGGUGGCUGCAGGGACACUGCAGCCCCUUGUCUCUGGGUUGUAAUGUGAAUCUCUAGGAAACUGCCCCAGUGGCCUGUUCAGGUUCACUAGCAGGAGACUGGGGAUGUGUAUAGUUAGCCUCUGCAGAUGGUUACUAGCGAGUUCAGUGUAGUUCUUAGUAGCUUUCCAAUCAAGCUGUGUGUUUAACUUGCUGUUAUAAAGGGGUAGAGUGGAGAUAACUUUGAGUAGAGUAGAAUUUGGCUCCUGUUUUACCUACGUUUUAUACCUUGAACGAUGAGAACCUGGCACCUGGCACAGAGCUUCGCAAGGCAAGUGGCACCCGGAGGCCAGGCACAGUUCCUGGCAGCGCAGUUCAGCCACCUCCUCCCGAACACCUGCCGUGCACCAGGCACGGUCACCCCUUGAAGGCUGGUGCUCGUUCCGUGAUCAGUGUUACGUGUUGUCCUCCGUGGGAAGGCAGCACAGGAUACCAAACAAACAAACCAAACCUAAGGACUUUGCCCUUGGCCUGUCUUGCAAGAUUUGGUUCUGCAACUUCCUAGCGUGACUUUGGGCAAUCUUAGCCUUUCUGAGCCCCAGCUUCCUCAUCUGUAAAAUGGGACUGAUGGUCUCCACACAGCACUGCUGACAGCAUCUGAGGUAAGAUAUGCAUGUUAGCGAACAUAUGUUAGCUGACCCAAAGCCGGUAGCCCUCACUCCUUCCAGAACCACAUAAGUCAAGAAUUAAAGUACAACUGUAUUUUGUGUAGGAAACUGGAAAUAUGUUCACUUAUUUCUUAUUCCCAAAGAGGAUCAACUGUGAAGAUUAAUUUAUAAAUGUGAACUUAAGGAAACCUCAAGCUCUGGAGGGGAUAGUCUGCAUUUUGUUUUUGUACUCAAAUUAAUCCUCAAAGGGCCUGUUCUGUUGUCUCUGACUUGGCAACGGCUCAGCCCUCCAGACGAGGGCCCCACCCUCGGUGUUUUGGUCAGCUGCUUCCUGGCACUCACCUGGCUGCCUGUAGUGACCUCGCUGAUCGGCCUCUCUGGGGACCCCGACUGGGCACUGCUCUGUCCCCGUGUGUGAACACUGCAGGCGUGAGAGGUUGUCUGUCUCCAGCUGCGGCCUUUGCUCUGUACUUGUUCUCCAGGUUUGAAAUAAAACGGGGUGAGAGGA